This is a messenger RNA of Paecilomyces variotii, 2820 nucleotides long. RefSeq names its product glycosyl hydrolase family 71-domain-containing protein. NCBI's taxonomy places the organism in Eukaryota, Fungi, Ascomycota, Eurotiomycetes, Eurotiales, Thermoascaceae. Gene Ontology annotation, cellular component: fungal-type vacuole. The record is from RefSeq and is a predicted model, not a curated record. The transcript is spliced from 5 exons. Gene Ontology annotation, biological process: proteolysis. Gene Ontology annotation, molecular function: glucan endo-1,3-alpha-glucosidase activity; zinc ion binding; metalloaminopeptidase activity. The coding region runs from base 1 to 2820 and encodes 939 amino acids.
AUGUAUCUCAAAUAUUUACUUUCUUUGGCUGCUGCAGUCACCUCCGUGAUAGCGUCUUCCGAACCAAAAUAUGUGUUCGCACAUUUCAUCGUGGGAAAUGCCGCAGGCAUGUCAUCAGAUGACUGGGUGUCAGACAUCACCGCGGCCAAGGACGCUCACAUCGACGGAUUUGUGAUGAAUAUUGCUCCGCAAGAUUCGUACACUGAUUCCGUCCUUCAGAAAGCAUAUGACGCUGCUGAGGCUGUUGGCAAUUUCUCGAUGUUUCUCUCUUUUGAUUACGAAUCUGGUGGUCCCUGGGCCGCCAGUGAUGUGAUCACAAAAAUCAACACCUACAAGGACAAGCCCGCUCAGUUUUACUACAAAGGAAGGCCCCUGGUCACCACGUUCGAAGGUACCGGCAAUGUUGGUGACUGGCCUGGUAUCAAAGCCGCUACAGACAGUUUCGUCAUGCCGACCUGGACCAGUUUAGGAGUCACCGGCCUUGCCUCUGUUCUCGGCGUGAUCGACGGCUUUGCCAGCUGGGACGCUUGGCCAGAGGGUACCCAAGACAUGACGGAUGCCCCUGACAGAGCGUUCAUGAGCGCCAUCACUGGAAAACCAUACAUGAUGCCUGUUUCCCCAUGGUUCUACACCAACCUACCCCAGUGGAACAAGAACUGGCUGUGGCGAGGUGAUUCCCUGUGGCAUGAUCGCUGGGCUCAGGCCAUCGAGCUUCGACCGGCCAUCGUUGAGAUUAUUACCUGGAAUGAUUACGGAGAAUCCCACUAUAUUGGCCCUAUCCACGAAUCUGGAAUUCCAGAGGGUGCGUCUGACUACGUCUCAAAGAACCCCCAUGACGGCUGGAGAACGCUGCUUCCAUACUACAUCGAUGCCUACAAGACUGGAAAUACCACAGUCCAUACUCCGCACGGGAACUCCACUUUCUACCGGAGCAACCACACUGCAGAAGACGAGAUAACUUACUGGUAUCGACCGAAUCCUAGCACCGCCGGCAGCACUGGAGGCACGACCGGUAACAACCCUGCCCAAGGCCAGCCGACAUUGCCCCCUGGCAUUGUCUCCCAAGACAAGGUUUUCUUUACAGUCCUAGUCCAGAAGCCCAGUGUCGUCACUGCUCAAAUCGGCAACGGUAGCGUGAGCACAUUCCGUGCCAACACUGUUGGACUCAACCACUUUUCCAUCCCGAUGAACAACCAGACUGGCGCUGUGAAAUUGGCUAUUAUCCGCAACGGCAAGCCGGUCAAAUCUGCCACCGGACCCGCUAUCACAGAUGACUGCGCCGACGCCAUGACCAAGAAGAGAGUUGCUGAUCUGCAGGCGUCCGUCUCAACACUGCGUCUUGACAGUGACCAGUUGUCCCAGGCUCGAUACAUCCCUGUCUCCGUACAAUCUUCGCAGGUACUGCCACCCAGACCGUCACAGCCUCGUGCUGCGACGGACACCUUUAUGUCCUCGAACCCCACCAUCUUCCAUGCCGUCGAGCACUUCUCCAAGCAACUAGAAGAGCAUGGCUACAAGCGUCUCUCCGAGCGUGAUGUCUGGACAUCGGAACUGAAGCGUGGUGGAAAGUACUACACUACCCGCAAUGGAAGUGCCCUGAUCGCUUUCGCUGUCGGGAAGGACUAUAAGAGCGGAAAUGGUAUCGGUAUCGUCGCCGGCCACAUUGAUGCGCUUACCGCCAAGCUGAAGCCUAUCCCUACGCUGCCCAACAAGGCUGGCUUCCGUCAGUUGGGCGUGGCCCCCUAUGCGGGUGCGCUCAACUCCACCUGGUGGGAUCGUGACCUGUCGCUGGGUGGACGAGUCCUGGUACGCGAUCCGAACACAGACAAGGUCGAGACCAAGCUGGUCAAGUUGGACUGGCCCAUUGCAAGGAUCCCAACCCUCGCACCACACUUUGGUGCUCCCUCGCAAGGGCCAUUCAACCAGGAGACGCAGAUGGUGCCCAUAAUUGGAGUGGACAACUCGGACAUCUUUGGUGAAUCCAAUGCCGAAACGCGAAGCGAUAUCCCGUCCGGUACCUUUGCCGCGACGCAGCCUGAGAAGCUGGUCAAGGUCAUCUCCAAAGAGCUAGGUAUCACAGACUAUACCAGCAUUGUCAACUGGGAGCUUGAGCUGUUUGACAGCCAACCGGCGCAGCUCGGUGGACUGGAGAAGGAUCUCAUUUUCGCUGGCAGGAUCGAUGACAAGCUCUGCUGCUACGCUGCGCAGGAGGCCCUGCUCGCUUCUCCCGAUGAGAGUUCCCCGGGAAUUGUGAAGAUGGUCGGCAUGUUCGAUGACGAGGAGGUUGGAUCUCUUCUCCGUCAAGGUGCACGCUCCAACUUUAUGUCCAGUGUGAUCGAGCGUAUUGCGGAAGCUUUUGCUCCUGCGAACACCUAUGGACCCAAUCUACUCUCCCAGACUGUUGCCAACAGCUUCCUGGUCUCCUCAGACGUCAUCCACGCCGUCAACCCCAACUUCCUCAAUGUCUAUCUCGAGAACCACUCUCCCAGACUCAACGUUGGUGUUGCAGUGAGCGCCGAUCCCAACGGCCACAUGACGACCGACAGCGUCAGCUCCGCCAUCCUCAAGCGCGUUGCCGACAAGUGCGGUUCCACCCUGCAAGUCUUCCAGAUUCGCAACGACUCUCGUUCUGGCGGCACUAUCGGACCCAUGACCAGUGCUCGCAUUGGCAUGAGAGCCAUCGACGCGGGUAUUCCGCAGUUGAGCAUGCACAGCAUCCGCGCCACGACCGGGAGUCUCGAUCCUGGUCUUGGCGUCAAGAUCUUCAAGGGCUUCUUCGAUUACUACGAAGAAGUGGACGCGGAGUUUCAGGGGUUUUAG